CGCCCGGGCCGCCCUCCGCGCUCCGCCCCCUUCCGGCGGGGGGCGGAGCCGGCGCCGCCCGAGCGCGGCCCCCUCCCCCCCAACAUGGAGGGCUGGCGAGGAGCCUGGUAUGUGCCAUGUCUAGCUUCACUUGAGACCCUCCAAGAAUUAUGUAGGAAGGAAAAUCUCACAUGUAAAGCCAUUGGAAUCACCAACAGGAGUCUAAAGAGUUAUGAGGUGGAAUAUUUGUGUGACUACAAGGUAGAAGAGGGCAAAGGAUACUAUCUUGUGAAAUGGAAAGGAUGGCCAGAAUCUUCAAAUACUUGGGAACCUCUGAAGCAUCUGAACUGCCCUCUGCUUAUUCAGAACUUUCUUAGAGACAAAAGUGAAUACUUGUCUCGGGGGAGAGGAGGCAAAGCAAUGAAACUGAGAAACCAUGUCAAAACUUUGAAACCUGCAAUUGCAGAUUAUAUUGUAAAGAAGGCUAAACAAAGAAUAGCUCUGCAGAGGUGGAAAGAAGAGCUCAACAGGAAAAAGAAUCACAAAGCAAUGAUUCUGGUAGAAAACACCGUGGACCUUGAAGGCCCUCCUUUAGACUUCUACUACAUCAAUGAGUAUAAACCUGCUCCAGGAAUAAAUGUGCUCAAUGGAAUAACAACUGGCUGUGAAUGUGCUGACUGCCCUGCUGAGAAGUGCUGUCCAAAGGAGGCUGGGUUUAUUUUGGCUUACAAUAAACGUAAGAAAUUGAAAAUCCAGCCUGGCUUGCCCAUCUAUGAGUGCAAUUCAUAUUGUAGGUGUGGGCCUGACUGCCCCAAUAGGAUUGUGCAGAAAGGAACCCCAUAUUCCCUCUGCAUCUUCAGAACCAACAAUGGCCGUGGCUGGGGAGUAAAAACCCUCCAGAAAAUUAAAACCAACAGUUUUGUGAUGGAGUAUGUUGGAGAGGUGAUUACAAGUGAGGAAGCAGAGAGGCGAGGCCAGUUCUAUGACAACCAGGGAAAUACAUACUUGUUUGAUUUGGACUAUGACUCAGAUGAAUUUACAGUAGAUGCAGCUCGAUAUGGAAACGUGUCCCACUUUGUGAACCACAGUUGUGAUCCAAAUCUUCAAGUCUUCAAUGUGUUUAUUGAUAACCUCGACUUGCGUCUUCCUCGGAUAGCGCUGUUCUCUACCCGAACCAUCAAGGCUGGAGAAGAGCUGACCUUUGACUAUCAGAUGAAAGGUUCAAUAGAUCUGACUUCAGACUCUGCUGAAGGUCUUAGCCCACCCAAAAAGAGCAUCAGAACUGUCUGUAAAUGUGGAGCCAUGUGUUGCAGAGGUUAUCUCAACUGAGUUCGGGUAUCCAAAGUCACAAAUAUUUUGUUCUUUUUUAAUGUGUUUUCAGAAGACUCUUCUUUCACACAUAUAUUCAAGUAUUCUUACAUCUAGUCUAAAUAAGGAUGGUAAAAACAAGGUAUUGUGUUGGUAAUUGAAAUGGCAUUGGCCAAAGAAAGAGAUUGUAGUGUUUCAAGCCAAUACUGAACUGCUAAUGGGGAUUAAAAAUUCAUUUUUCUGGAGCAGUUGUUUAGGAAGCCGUAAAAUGUAUGCAAAGAAAACUCGAAAAUGUACCUUAAUUUGAGUAUUCCUAGAAUCACAGAAUAAACUGGAUUGGAAGGGACCCUCAAGGGUCAUUGUGUCCAAGUCUUAGUCCUGCAUAGAACACCCCCAAGAGUCACCCCAUGUGCGUGAGAGCGUUGUCCAAACACUUCUUGAACUCUGCCAGGCUUGGUGCUGUGACCACUGCCCUGGGGAGCCUCUUCCAGUGCCCAACCACCCUCUGGCUGAAGAACCUUUUCCUAAUAUCCCAUCUAAACCUCCUGUGACUCAGCUUCAAGCUACAUGUUUUCUAUAUCUUGAGAAGUCAGGAGGCAUUUGAUUUGAAUUCUAAAUCUUAGUUGACAGUUCUUUUGCCGUUUUGUUAUAUAAAGAAAAGCUUGAAGAUCUUAGCAAUAACAUUUAUGGCACCAGGGUGAGGGAUUAAGGAGAGCCAGUGUGUAAAUAAAGGUUCACAGGAGUGCAAAUCGUGAAAUGUCCAUGGAACUCCAUGCAAAGGAAGUAAUUGCAGAAAGAAAAUUAGAGAGGCCAAAGCUCAGUUAAAACUUAACCUAGCUACUUCUUUAAAGGAUAGUAAAAAAUGUUUUUAUAAAUACAUUCAUAGCAAAAGGAAGGGCAAGGAAAAACUCCAUUUAUUGUUGGACAUGGUGAGGGAAUAUGGUCACCAAAGAUGAGGACAAGGCUGAGGUACUUAACUUAUACCUUCUUUGCCUCAGUUUUCAACAUUAAGACAGUUGUUUCAUCCUCAGGACUACCGGCCUCCUGAGCUGGAGUAGAAUAGUCCCUUGUAAUCCAGGAGGAAGCAGUUAGAGGCUUGCUGAGUCACUUAGAUGCUCCUAAGUCCAUGGGAUCCCUCCUAGGAUGAUAAGGAAGCUGGCAGAUGAGCUCACCAAGCCACUCCAUCAUGUACCUGGAGAAAAGGAGGCUCAGGGCUGACUUCAUCUCUCUCUGCAACUCCCUGACAGGAGGGUGUAGCCAGGUGAGGGUCAGUAUCCCAGGGAUCCAGCAACAGGACAAGGAGAUGUCUCAAGGUGUGCUGGGGGGUGGUUAGGUUGGAUAUUAGGAAAAAUUUCUUCACAGAAGGCAUGAUUGGACACUGGAAUGAGCUGCUCAGAGAGGAGCAUCCUGAAGGUUUUAAAAAAGGG
Messenger RNA from Motacilla alba alba, 2714 nucleotides. It is a transcript of the gene SUV39H2, whose product is annotated as suppressor of variegation 3-9 homolog 2. Gene Ontology annotation, molecular function: protein binding; histone H3K9 methyltransferase activity; zinc ion binding. NCBI's taxonomy places the organism in Eukaryota, Metazoa, Chordata, Aves, Passeriformes, Motacillidae. Gene Ontology annotation, cellular component: nucleus. The record is from RefSeq and is a predicted model, not a curated record. The coding region runs from base 85 to 1308 and encodes 407 amino acids. The transcript is spliced from 6 exons.